Messenger RNA from Cricetulus griseus (Chinese hamster), 6917 nucleotides. Lineage: Eukaryota; Metazoa; Chordata; Mammalia; Rodentia; Cricetidae. The record is from RefSeq and is a predicted model, not a curated record.
CCGUGCGUGGUGGGACGCGGCGGCUGCUGCUUUGCACUUUGAGCGAAUCAGCUUGGGGUCCUCCGGAUGGACUGAGUCGGGGGCGGAGCUGACCUGGAAGUCUCUCAUUGGCCACUGUCCUUUCUAAAGAAGUCACUUGCCUUCCAGAGUCCACCUGCACUGAGCUGCUGGGGACUCUUCGGGAGCUGAGAAUGGCACUCUUCAGGCAGCUGUCCCUGGGUUCCAAGGCUGCCCUGGCUGCAGCCACUGUCUUCGUGUCCAUGAUCCUGUCCCGCUCCUUUCUGGCCGAGACCCUUGAGCUCCAGGCCUGGCGCUGGCUGUUUCGCCUGCAGCUGGUCCUGUUUGUCAACUCGCUCAUGCUCAUUGGUUCCUUGUACAUCUGGCGGAGCACAGUGAGCAACCUCAGCCAUUCCCCUGUCGUGGAAUCUACCUGUUUCCAGCUUUGGAAGCUAGUUGUCACGGCAUUUCUGGCCCUGGCACAUUCCAGUUUCUUCACCAUGCUCUUCUUGGUGGCCGAGGAACCCUAUGUGUUCUCCUUAGCAGCCUACUCCUGCCUGGGGGCUUACAUCAUCAUGGUUUUCUUCCUUUGUAUCUUGAAUGCCAUGGAGCAGGCCUACCAGUUCUUAGCCUGGCGCAGUGGUAGGGUAGUAGGCAGCCUUGACAAGACAAGACACCUGGUGCUCAGGCCUGCCCUCGCGGUGGCGGUGACAGCUGUCCUCAGUACCAUUGGCCUUCUGAAUGCUGCCCAGCCCCCAGUGGUGAAAACCGUGGAGGUGCCCAUCCCUCAGCUCCCGGCCUCUAUGAAUAACCUCAGGAUUGUGCUCCUCUCGGACAUUCACUUAGGGCCCACUGUGGGCAGGACCAAGAUGGAGAUGUUUGUGAGGAUGGUGAACACUCUAGAGCCAGACAUCACAGUGAUUGUGGGUGACCUCUCGGAUUCGGAAGCCUCCAUCCUGCAGACGGCAGUGGCUCCUUUGGGCCACCUCCGGUCCCGUCUUGGCACCUACUUCGUCACGGGUAAUCAUGAGUACUACACAUCAGAUGUCAGCAACUGGUUCACACUGCUGGAGUCCUUGCAUGUCCGGCCUCUGCAUAAUGAGAACGUGAAGAUCUCUGCCCCUGGGGACCAGGACAGUGGUGGGGCUGGUAAAGAGUGGGUCUGCUUGGCGGGCGUGGAUGAUAUAGAAGCAGACAUCCUUCACUACUCUGGCCAUGGCAUGGACCUUGACAAGGCUCUGGAGGGCUGCAGCCCAGAUGAUACCACCAUCUUGCUGGCUCACCAGCCUUUGGCCGCCAAGAGAGCCCUCCAGGCUCGGCCGGAUAUAAACUUGAUCCUUUCGGGACACACUCAUGCAGGGCAAAUCUUCCCCUGGAAUGUCGCAGCCUAUCUCCUGAACCCCUUCUUUGCUGGACUCUACCAAGUAGGCCGGGCCACAUUUGUGUAUGUCAGCCCUGGCACAGCCUACUAUGGGAUACCCAUGAGGUUGGGGAGUAGGGCGGAGAUCACAGAACUCAUCCUGUGGCGGGCUCCCUAAGCCCGCCCCAGUGGUCCUGGCCCUGCCUUGCCCUUGCCCAACACCUCUGUCCAUCUCCUGCUCCAGCCCAGCCCUGCCAGCACCCCUUUGACCACAGCCUGGGAAAUAGCACUUGCAAUGGGGUUGGCAAGUUCAGACUGGUUUACCAGUUCAGAUCAUCAAUUGCUUUUGAUAGCACGCCUGUGAGUCCACUCAUCCACAUAAAUGCAAACACAUUUGUUUUCCAGCUGCUGUGGAGAGGGGUCCCUUUGCAGAGGGUGGGGUCGUUGGAAAGGACACCUCUUGGCUCAGUCUCAGGGAGGGGCAGAAACACUUGUCUCCUGUGGUUUUAACCCUGGUUAGGACUUAGGUGGAUUCUGGAGUUUCUUCAUCUAGAGACAGUUGGUUUGGGCAUGGACCAUGUUGAGAAAUCAAAAAGAGAUGAAUGCCUUCCCUCUGCUUGCUGGAGGAGUGUAUCCCUUUCCUCCUCAGUUCAGUCAAGGUCACCCUCAUUGAGGACAUCAGCAGGACCGGCUGGAACACACGGCCCUCCUGUCUGGACCCUGAGGGUUGCUGAUUGCUGUGCUGGGUGGCUGGAGAAGAAAUCAUGGGAACGGUGGUAGGCGAUGAUGACUCUGCAGUGGCUUAAGUUCUUGGUGGCUCUGAAUCCUGGUUCUGUCUUUGGGUGGCAAUUAAGGAUAGACGGCUUCCAUGUUUGGGGUGGAGGAAAGGACACUGGAUGUGAUGAGGUAUGGCAGAGUGGCUCAGUGACAAAGUGCUUGCCCAGGAGGGGCCAACCCAGCAUCACAAAAGUGUAUGUAAGGGGAAGAGGGAGAGAGAGGGAGAGGAGAGAGAGAGAGAGAAUCUGUGUAUAUGAAGGGGGAGCUGAGUCCUUGUGAAAGUUCAUUUUAUGGCUCAAUGAAUAAGUAGCUUUAGUGGCCAUGGUGAACGCAGGAUUCUAAGUACAGAUAAACAUUAAACAAGGCCCUAGAGCCCCAUGUUCCCUUCAAAGUAGUUUCUUGUUUGAAGCUGGCUUCAGUUCACCCAUACCUAGAUGGAGCGAGGCCUCUAAGAGUUGCUAAUUGCAGGAGGCCAUCUGUUAUAGUUGAAUGAGCCAGGAGAUUGGAACCCCCUACUCAUUACCCCAGGUUUGGGUCUGAUAUUUUUUGUGAGAAGCUGACAUGGGUGUGAUCCAGCUCUGCCCCUGCAAAUUCCCCCAGGCCCUGGCUAUGCAAUGACAGGGCUGUCUUACCUGGUGGGGGCAUUCUAAUCCAUCUGCCAUAGCCUCUGGCCACAGAAGCAUACUAGACCCACAAGGAAAACAAAAGGAGCUGUCUUGUGCAAUGUCUGCAGAUCUGUUGGUCUAGCCUUUGCCAGGGGCCAGAGAGACUUUGCUUUUUGCAUAGCAGAAAGCUGCUCUGAGGAAAAGGCCUUACUGAGAUGUGAUCAGGACCAUCUGGGUAGCUCAGACUCAGGGCCAGGAGUCCUCUGGAAGGACAUACAUACGCCCUCUGCUUGGAGAGGGGUUUCCUGCUGUUUAUGAGGAAGGGUUGAUGCCUGGCAGUGACGAGUCCUCCUAGAUUCUUGACUUCCAUCCGCCCUGAAACGGGCAUAGUUUCUACCUCGAGGCUGCUUUGCUGAGAAAAUGUUGCGUCUGUCCCCACAGUCUUCACUUAGUGUGAUGUUCUAGCACUAAUCCGUGCUAAUCAGAGACCUGCUAAGGAAUGUGCCUGGAGAGUCUCAGGGGCAGCCAGUCCUGGGGACUGUCAGUGGGUGGCAUGCUGCCCUGCAGCAGAGCCCAGAUGUCCAUGUGAUACCUACUAAGUGCCUCCUUCCUGCCGUGUACACACUGCUUUGUACAUGGGGCUUCUUCAUCUUCUUGUCCUUGUGGUGUGAUGGGGUCUGGGGGGUGUAGGAAACUACUCGGGCAUUCUUGUCUCCAGGUAGAUAGGGCCAUCCAACCUCUAAUCCCCAGCUCUCAGCGGUGGAGACAGGACAAUUAGGAGUUCAAAGCUAACAAUGAGCUACUAGUGAGUUUGAGGCCGUCCUGGGCUACAUGGGCCCCUGUCUUGGGGUGGGGAGAGAGAGAGAAAUGCACUUUGUCAUGAAACUGUGACCGUCUCCUCCCCCUCCCACCUCACACAGGAUUUCAGUGCACUGGGAGAGACUUUCUGAAAAACAAAACAAAACAAAACAAAACAAAACACGAUUUAUCAAUGGGCUUCUAGGAGAGGCCACCACUCAGCCUGUAGCUCUCCCAGAGCCUUUUAGGCACCACUCCCCCCUGCCACCUCCAGCAACACAAUGAUCACUUUCUCCAGUGUUCUCCAUUUCCGGUGGCUCAGCCCCUUUUGGGGGUCAUGACUGCCCUCUGAUCCACUUUUCUUUGCAUCUCAGCGGACAGAGUUGACAUCUUUUCACUCCAGGCUCCAGGUGACAUUCCUGUUAAUUUUUUCUGGUUCCUUGAUCUCUGGAUCUUUCUCUUCGAGGCACUAGGCUUGAUGAAGUUAGCUUUGGCCAUCCUGGGUCUCUCGUGUUUGAUACCAUCAUGUUGGGAUCCAUGUGCCCGUCAUCCAUUCUGUUGUUUUUAUUUUAGAGGCAGGGUCUUGUUGUGUAUACCAGAUGGCCUUCAACUUACAGUCAUCCUCCUGCCUCUGUCUCCCAAGAGUUGGAUGCCAGGCGUGCGUCACCACGCCCGACUCCUUCAUCCUCUCUGAACAGUCUGUUUCACUGAAUACUUUUCUGUUAACAGAAGGGGUUGGGCUACACCUCACUGGUAGAGAACUUGCCUAGCACGUGGGAGGCCCUAGGCUCAGUCUCAGGACCAUCACAGAAAGGGAAGAUAGUGAGCAGAGCAAUGAGGUGGCUCAGCCCGUGACAGCCCCACAAAGCCUGACUUCUGAGCUCGCUCGUGUGUGGUACCAGGUGUGUGCCCACAUUUAUACAUGCAUCACGUAGCACACACACACAAUAGCAUGAAUAGAGCAAUCUCUGAAGACAUGAGACUGCCCGCUCUUGUGUAGAAGGGAAACAGCUGUUCUGUGUUCUCCUCAGCUCUUCUGUGUCCUGCUUGUUUGCUCCUUCACUUUCUUCGCUUCCGGGUUAGGCUCCAUGUAGGCUCGCAGGUGUUCAUGGAAUUCCUUUCUCCUCCUCCUCCCUCCUUGACUGGGAUUCACUCUCUUCCUGCCUCAGACCCUUGACUCUUGGGAUCACAGAUAGUGCCACCACCACAUCCGUCCUCUUACAGUCGUGUUUAUUUUGUGGUACCAGUCGUAAUGUCCCCUCUUUCCUUUAUAAAUUCAGUUGUUCAAGUGUAGCUAAAGGGUUGCCAAUUUCAUUGCCAAAUACCAGUUUUGCUUAUUCUUUUGUGCUGUUUUUGUUUUUUUCUGGUUCCUAUUUCAUUGAUCUCUGUUCGGGUGUUUUGGUUUGGUUUCUUUGUUGUUAUUGUUGUUUUUUGUUUGUUUGUUUUGAAGACAGGGUCUCAAUAUGUUACCCUGUCUGGCCUGGAACUCACUACAUAGACCAGGCUGGCCCAAAACUCAAGGAGAUCUCCUGCUUCAGCUGCCUGAGUGCCGGGAUUAAAUGAGUGAUUAAAUGAGUGCACCGCCGAGCCCUGUUCUUUCUCCAAUUUCUCAAGGAACUGUUUUUUUGUUUUUCAAGUCAGGGUUUCUCUGUUGAGCCCUGGCUGUCCUGGAACUCGCUCUGUAGACCAGGCUGGCCUGGAACUCACAGAGAUCCACCUGCCUCUGCCUCCCGAGUGCUGGGAUUAAAGGCGUGCACCACCAAAACCGGGCAGAACUGUCUUUUUAUGAUUCUUUUUGGUUUGAAUCAAAGUCUGAAAAUUUUCCAUAUGUUGUGCAUGCACCAUCUCUUUAAGUCUGUAACAUUCCUCUUGCACCUGUGUGCGGAAAGAAGUAAAUGAAAAUAAUUGAGAACAUCUUUAUUUAAUGUGUAUUUUAAUUUAAAAUUGUGUGUGUGUGUGUGUGUGUGUGUGUGUGUGUGUGUGCGCGCGCUACAGUGCUAACAUGGCGGUCAGAGGUCAGCAGGAGGAACUAGUUCUCUCCUACCAUGUGGGUCUCUGGGAUCGAACUCAUGUUUUCAGCUUGGUGCCAUCGCACCUUUCCUCAGCUAUUUUUUUUCUUUUAGAUUUAUUUUUAUUUUUAAUCAUGUGUAGGUUUUUGUGUCUUACACGUGGGUAUAUGCACAUGUGUGCAGGUGCCUGAGGAAGCCAAAGGCCCGGAGCUGGGAUUGGAGACGGCCAGGGGCUGCUUGACUUGGGUCCCCCGAAUCACUGAGCCAUCUCUCCAGCUUCUUAUUUUUAUUUUUUUAAAACUAUACAUUUGUCUUAUUUUUCCACCUGAGAUAGAGGGACAGAAUUAAGCUGGUUGGGAGUGCAGGAGGGUUAGGGUCCAGACCCAAAGUGCCCGUUGCUCUCUGCCCUCCAUUUUGCUAUCCUCUGCCUCUCCCGUGGUAGUAUCUUCUAUUUAGCCAGACCUUUGAAAUGUGAAAAAGUUUUUAGCACAGACAUAUAUGAAUAAGCAGAGAUAUGGGAUAGAGGAGGCAUCCACAAAUCUGUCCCUAGGGGUACUGACGGUCACCAUAGACCUCAGUUUCUGCUCUCCCCCAGCCUGUCUGAAGUGACGUGCGGACCACAGCAGCCUCUGGGCUUCUGAUCAUCUGGAAUCCUUCUUGACUUUCUCUUUGAUAUGUGACCUUAGGGACCAUAGAGGCACACCUGCAAAGCCCUCCCAGCUGCUCCCCCUCUUCUCAUGGCCCUGGGUUGCUAAUGGUCAGCUGGGUUUUUCUACCCUGGAGCUGAGGUGUCCCUGCCAGGAGCUCCACAGGCCCCUGGGGUGAGUUGACAGGGCUUGUGGAGAUCCAUUGGUAGGAAUUUCCCAGCUUUCUCCCAAAAGACCUGGAGGCCAAGAUCUUGACCAGUUCGUAAUGACCCUUAACCUGUGAUGUCACCAAGCUGCUUUUCCUCUUUGUUCCAGUCCAGGGUUGUGCACAAGGGAUGCAGAUAUAUUUAUUUUUAGCACCGAGGACUAGAACUCUUGGGGGAGAUGUUCAAGUUGCCCAUUGAUGCCUAUACUGUUACAGUUAAUGUUUUGUUUUGUUUAUGAUACUUACAACUGAAAAAAAAAAUCACACUGGUCAGUAUUAGACCCUUGAGGAGUACUUGGUCUACGGUGUUUUGUUUGUACUGCCUUUUUCUUUUUUUAAAACUCCAAUAUCAUCUGCAUUAUGUGUAUAGUGGGGGCAGGGACUCAAGGGGGCCUGAACAUCCCAUGUGGUUGCUUGGAAUUGUGUUUUGCUUUAUGUUCUUGUGGUUUUCUACUUUGUGAACACUUAUGCCACUACACCCUGCAAGUGUGAAAUAAAGAUUUAUCUUUCAUGAUGCCA